This is a messenger RNA of Aspergillus brunneoviolaceus CBS 621.78, 3050 nucleotides long. RefSeq names its product snoRNA-binding rRNA-processing protein NOP14. NCBI's taxonomy places the organism in Eukaryota, Fungi, Ascomycota, Eurotiomycetes, Eurotiales, Aspergillaceae. Gene Ontology annotation, biological process: maturation of SSU-rRNA. The transcript is spliced from 2 exons. The coding region runs from base 36 to 2822 and encodes 928 amino acids. The record is from RefSeq and is a predicted model, not a curated record. Gene Ontology annotation, cellular component: Noc4p-Nop14p complex; small-subunit processome; nucleolus.
GAGUGGACGUCGACAACUCCCUGCACGCCCCAACGAUGCCGCCGUCGCAGUUGAAGCAGCUUAAGGCCUCUCUUCGAGAUGGAGGACUGCUAGGCCCCCAGCAGUCCAAGAAGCAAAAGCAGCAGAAUGCAAAGUCCGGCGUUGCUGCGCAGAACCGCAUUCAGCGCAACAACGCCCUGCAGGCUAUCCGCGAUCGAUUCAAUCCCUUCGAGAUCAAGACGACUUCGCGGCCGAAGUUCGAUGUAACUACCCGCGAUGUGCCUAAGAAGAACGCCGGUCAGGCCAGACCUGGUGUGACCAAGUCCUACGGUGAAGAGAAGAGGCGUCAAACCCUUCUUCAGGAGAUGAACCGGCGAAACAAAGUUGGCGGUAUUCUCGAUCGUCGUUUUGGUGAGGACGACCCGACGAUGACGCCGGAGGAGAGAGCGGCCGAGCGGUUCGCCAGACAAAGCCAGAAGAAACUGAGGAAGGAAUCUAUGUUCAACCUUGAGGACGAUGACGAGGAGUUUCAGCUCACUCACAUGGGAGAAACCCUGUCCUUCGGAGAGGGUGUCAACCUAGAUGAUUUCCAGGAGGGUGAUCUUGGGGCGGAGGAGGACAACGAUGACGAGGAGCUGCCCAGGAAGAGGAAGCGGAUGUUGGAGGAUGAGGAUGAUGAUGCUGAUUUGGCGGACAUGAUUUACGACGACGAAGAGGGAGAAGAACUGCCCGAGCGAAAAAAGUCGAAGAACGAGGUCAUGAAGGAGGUUAUCGCCAAGUCGAAGUUCUACAAGCUCGAGCGGCAGAAGGCCAAAGAGGAUGACGAUGAUCUCAGAGAAGAGCUCGACAAGGGACUUCCCGAUCUGUUUGAUAUGCUGAGGGGUGUCAAGCCACCACCCAAGCCAGAGCCCCCCAAGGAUGAUCUAGCGGCAAUGAAUCCCGAGCGGGCCGCUAUAUUGCAAGGGAAAAAUCCCGAUGAUGCCGAAAAGGAGUACGAUCAGCGCUUAAAGCAGUUAACCUUCGACAAGCGGUCCGCACCCACGGAUCGUACCAAGACUGCUGAGGAAAAGGCAGAGGAGGAGGCUCAGCGCCUGAAGACUCUUGAAGAAGAGCGGCUUCGACGUAUGCGUGGCGAGGAGUCAAGUGAAUCCGAAGCCGAGGUGGCGGAGGAGGAGGAAGAUGAGGACGAGGACGGUGAGGGAUCAGACGAUGAGUCAGUCUUCGACGACGCAAAGGCUUUCGGCUUGCAACAGCCUACCGAGGCGGUCACUCGUCCUGAGCUUGGGGUCGAAGACGAAGAUGAUUUCAUUAUCGAUGACGAUCUUGUGGAGACGAGGUCAGAUGUGAGUCUGUCUUUCGAUGAGGAUGAGGACAUGGAAUCCGGUGUAGGUUCGGAGGAAGAGGAGAAUGAAGAUGAGCAAGAUGAUGAGCUUAUCAACGGAUUCUCGAUUCCUGGACUCAACGAUGGAGAUGCCACAGCAGCGGCAGACGGCGCUAGAGAGGUCAGCGAUGGUCUGGCAUUCACAUAUCCAUGCCCCGGUAGCCACGAAGAAUUCCUAGAGAUCAUCAAAGAUGUUCCAAUGCAGGAUCUCCCGACCGUGAUUCAAAGGAUUCGAGCCCUGCAUCACCCCCGUCUUCACAGCGACAACAAGACCAAGCUUAGCCGCUUUGCCGGCAUUCUCGUCCAACACGUCGCAUAUAUGACUGAACUAUCGGACCACCCUCCUUUCUCGAUCGUGGAGAACAUCCUUCGUCACAUCCACUCUAUGGCCAAGAGCCACCCUGAAAGCGUUUGUCAGGCAUACAGAGCCCAUUUGCGCCAAAUUGCGACUGACCGUCCUCUAAACCUUCGCCCCGGCGACCUGGUCAUCCUGACCGGCAUUGCGACGACGUUCCCAACUUCUGACCACUUCCAUGCCAUCGCAACGCCCGCCCAUCUCUGCAUUGCCAGGUAUUUGGGCCAGGGUGCUGUCGACAACCUUAACGACUUCGCAACGGGCGCCUACGCAGCCAGUCUCUGCCUGCAAUACCAGGCCAUCUCAAAGCGCUACAUGCCAGAAUUCAUCAACUACUCACUGAACGUCCUCUACCACCUCAAUCCGGAGGAGCAGACCGACGCAUCCGCCAUGGGAUUCUUUCCCUUUCGGAGUCCAUCUACGUCUCUCCAACUGAACCUUUCUUCCAAGCCCAUCUCUUCCCGCAGACUUCGAUUCUGGGACGUGGCGGAUGCGCCUGAAGACGAGGACCAACUCAAGCUCUCCAUCAUCAAUACUCUUGUCAACCUUCUUUCCUCCGCCUCUGAUAUUUGGUCUGGCAAGUCCGCCUAUACCGAGAUUUUUUCCCCCGUAGAGAAAGUCCUCUCCUGCCUUUUCCAAGCUCUCGACAUCACCACCAAGGGCAAGGGUAAAGCCAGCAAGAACCUCAUAUCCUCCUCCGUGCUCGAUUCCUUCAAGUCGACCCUCGACAAGAUCACCGCGCAACUCUCCCAAGCCCGCCACGCCCGUCGGCCCCUCCUCCUCCAUAACCACCGGCCCCUCGCUAUUAAGACCGCGAUUCCCAAGUUCGAGGAAUCCUUCAAUCCCGACAAGCAUUAUGAUCCCGACCGCGAGCGCGCUGAGGCCAACCGUCUCAAGGCGGAGUACAAGCGCGAGCGCAAGGGUGCCAUGCGCGAGCUCCGCAAGGACGCCAACUUCAUUGCGCGCGAGAAGCUGCGCGAGAAGAAGGAGCGCGAUGCGGAGUACGAACGCAAGUACAAGCGCCUCGUGGCCGAGGUGCAGAAUGAGGAGGGCAGGGAGGCGAAUGCUUAUGAGAGAGUCAAGAGGAUGCGACAGGGCAAGCGGUGAUCACGACGAUCUUGGCGCCUCUUCCCCCCGACUCCAUGACAUAGAUGCAUCUUUCCCCUUCGCUGGUUUUGACCUCGAUGUGUCUCUUGCAAGCCGGUCUUGGGUGCGUAGAUGGGUGGACUGCUUCGAGAGUUUCGCCUUCGCGUCCCACCCGACAUCUUGUAGUAUGCUCUGGCACAUCUAUGUAUAUAUCUACCUUUUCUUUAUAUCUACUACAGUAUUUUGUCG